Molecule: messenger RNA, 1140 nt
Organism: Entrophospora sp. SA101
Lineage: Eukaryota; Fungi; Glomeromycota; Glomeromycetes; Entrophosporales; Entrophosporaceae
Source: the annotation of a GenBank genome assembly
AUGAGUCUAGUCGAUGAAACAAGUUUUGUUUCUCAAUUUUUAGAAACUUUAAGUACACGUCAAGUAAAAUAUCCUAAAGACUUUUCGCCACCUACACAAACACGCCCAAGACCAAUAACACCUAGUGCCCCUACAAGCUCAAAAAGUAGUAAAUCAACAGGAAAAGGUAAUGAAAUUAUAAAUGAUUCAUCAGCUCAAGACACACCAAUUCAAGUCUCAGUUAAAUCAUUAAAGGGAAACCUAACGCACAACGUACAGAUAAACAAUUCAGAAACUAUCUAUAACUUGAAAGAAAAACUGCAAAAAAUAACCUCCUUUACACCUUCAAAUCAAAGAUUAAUAUUAAAAGGCAAAGCUUUAAUUGAUACUAAAACUUUGUUUGAAUAUGGUAUUACAAAUGAUACUGUAGUUCAUUUGGUUCAUAAACCUGGAUCUACUACUGGCGGUGAAAGUAUUAAUAAAAUUAAAGAUUCACAAUUCUGGAUUUCUUUACAAAAAUUAUUAGUUGAACAAUUUCCAGAAACAAGUGAUGCUGAUAAUACACCUAGUGCCCCUACAAGCUCAAAAAGUAGUAAAUCAACAGGAAAAGGUAAUGAAAUUAUAAAUGAUUCAUCAGCUCAAGACACACCAAUUCAAGUCUCAGUUAAAUCAUUAAAGGGAAACCUAACGCACAACGUACAGAUAAACAAUUCAGAAACUAUCUAUAACUUGAAAGAAAAACUGCAAAAAAUAACCUCCUUUACACCUUCAAAUCAAAGAUUAAUAUUAAAAGGCAAAGCUUUAAUUGAUACUAAAACUUUAUUUGAACAUGGUAUUACGAAUGGUACUGUAGUUCAUUUGGUUCAUAAACCCGGAAUUACUAAUAGUGGAGGAGGAGAUGGUGGUGGAAUAUCAAAAAAUGUUGAUUCACAGCAGCAAAAGCAACGAGAAUUAGCAGUAAAAGAUACCCAACUUUCUAAUUCAGGCAUUGAUAAAAUUAAAGAUUCACAGUUCUGGGUUUCUUUACGAAAAUUACUAGUUGAGCAAUUUCCAGAAACAAAUGAUGCCGAUAAUGUUUUAAAAGAUUUUUUUAAUUGUUAUAAUAAUAAGGAUUUAAACAUUAAUGUUAAUUUAGAAGAUUUAAUUAACAAAAAUUCUUAA